ACAGCGUUUGGUUCGUCGUGCGGUUGCCGCUCUGUGCCAUAUCCAUUGAAAUCCGGACGGGGUCCCAACUCUGCACGUACCCCGAAAAGAGAUCCCCUUCGACUGGGCUUCUCGAGACAGUGUCUAAUUUUUUAUCGCAGCCAACUUGCAAUUUAUGUGGCUAAUUAGAACAAAGAAAAAAAGAGGCGACGGUGGACCAUUAGUGCGUGACUCUCGAAUGCUGUAAGUGCUGCGCAUCCGUCAGGUUGCGUGUGCCGCGCCCCUGCCGCCCACAAAAAAUAAAAAGAAAAAAAAAAAAGACACCGUGCCGGAAGAAAAUAAUAAUACACUUCAGCUAUCAAAACACUCGAAAAAGGCUGGAACAAAAAAAGAAACGGAAUCCUUAAAAUCUGCAAUGCAAAAAAUAAACGAAAAGGAAUUGAAAUUUAGGGCAAUGGCGGAUUACGACCAGCAAUAACAGCCGAAAGCGGAAAAUAAGGCAAAGGAGGCGGCAUCGCCAAGUGUGCGGGAAAUUCAACAGAACAGAAAAGUACAGAACAGAAGAGUGAAUUGCGGAAAGUGCGUAUGGCAGAUAGACCCAAGUAAAUCAUAUGGAAAUGUGAACGCGUCACGCUGCCUCAUUAACGUUUUGCCACCGCCGCCGCCCUCCAGUUGCGUGUGGGUCAUCAAUUAAUUUCAGCCAGUUUUCGCACUUAAAGCGCCAAAAAAGUAGCAUUCAAAAAGAAGAAAACCAUCGGACAGAGCGGAGAAAUUAAUGACACUAAUAACACACUGCGGUUUCGUUUGUAGUGGUCAGUGUGUGCAUCUGUGUGUGUGUGUGUGUGGUGCCGCGGUACGGGAAUUGUGUUUUAUUUCAGAGUGGGCGCAACAGUUCGUCGGCUCUUCUAUAUAUAUAUAUAUAUAUAUAUAUAUAUAUAUAUGUGCAUAUGCAUAUAGACCACCCCCUCUGAUCCGAUCGGUCGCGUGCGCCAUAAUUUAUCACAAUUGUCAUUGUCGGCAGCGAAAGUGCAGCAUCCACAAUAAACAAAUACGAAUUGUUUAUGCAGACAUCUUCCCCGAAUACGGGUCAGUGCAUUAGAACAAUAGCUGCAAGCUGCAAAAGUUUGGCCCACUCUCUGUUGGCCAAGCAAAAACAUAAAUUAAUCUCACUGUUGGCCGAGCUGGAGGCCUUGAGAGUUCCUCCGCCCUUUGGAUUAGCAAACGAAAGAAACCCGGGGAUUCCCGACCGUCAAUCCGCCGAAGGAGAGCGACCAUAAAACGGCGAAUAAACAUGUAAAAGUACAUUAAGCGAUUCUACGGACCUGAUCUGAGUCACAAGGACAUGCAUUCUUAAAUGUCUGCGGAAAUGCUCUUUUUAUGGGCCAAGAGUACAUUGGCGCUUCAUUAAAGCCAACGGCGGAAGCGGAAAUAGCCGAGCGGCCAUAACAGGGAGACGCGUUUUUAUUGGCGCCAGGUCACGAACAGCGAACUGCGUACAGCUAACUGCAGUCGACUUGCAAGCUGAAACAUUCUCUACUCCCCAUGCACUUUUUUGCGUUUCUUUGACACUCUGGUCAAAUUGAAGUUUGCCACAUAAAUGACGAGACGUUCUCGCGUUUGGCACAACGCACCGCAAGCACAACAAAAUGACAGCCAUGCAGCUUUUAUUACCAACAAGCGGAAUACCAGCAAUAGCCAAACCAGAACCCGAGACAACAGCAAUGCAAACGACAUAUUGGCAGCAGACAACCGGCAACAGCAACAGCAGCAACAGCAGCAACAGCAGCAACAGCAACACACAUCGAAAAUCACGGACGAGAUGCCCGGACAAUGGGAAAACGAUUUGGGCUGUCGGCUUGACGUUGGCCCUGUUGACUUGCCUGCAGCAGCUAAAAUCGGUUUCGGCGGACGAGGAGUCGCAGGAUUUUCAAAAGAACAUACCCGCUCGAUUGGUUUGGGCCGCUUUGGGCAAAACCGUGGAGCUGCCCUGCGAUUUGACGCCGCCCACGCCGCAGGAUUCGGUGAAGCUGCUGCUCUGGUUCAAGGACACCACGGGCAUUCCACUGUACAGCCUGGACUCGCGGGGCGGAAACGUGAAGCUGGCACCCCAUGCCGCUAUAGCUAGCGAUCUGGGGCAACGCCUGUUCUUCAGCAUCGGCGAUAAUCCCAAGGACUCGCGCCUGCAGAUCAACGAUGUGAAGCCCGAGGAUGGCGGUGUCUACCGAUGUCGCGUCGACUUCUUCAACUCGCCGACGCGCAACUUCAGGCACAACCUGACCUUAGUGGUGCCUCCCGAGGAGCCGCGCAUCUUCGAUGCCCAGGGCAAGGAGAUAUCCCAGUUGGCAGGACCCUUCCGCGAGGGCUAUGAGCUCUUCUUGUGCUGUCAAGUGAGGGGAGGUCGUCCUCCGCCCAAGGUGACCUGGUGGCGCGACGACACCGAGCUAAUCGGCACCAGCCACACUUCCGUGGAGGAGGGCGCCACUAUGAUGGUUAAUCAGCUGCUGAUUGGCACCACCACGCGGGACUUCUAUGGCGUUCGCAUCGAGUGCCGGGCGCAGGGAACGCGACUCGUGGAGCCCGUCCGCAAGGAUGUCACCGUGCAGGUUUACUUAAAACCCGUUCGCGUGAAGAUCGCCACGCCCAACGAACUGCUGACCGCCGGGCAUCCUGUGCCCAUUCGCUGCGAGUCCUGGGGCUCAUAUCCGGCGGCCAAGAUCACCUGGCUGCUCGAUGGCGAGCCCAUCCGGAAUGCCGAGGUCACCGUCCACAGCGACAAGGAGGACGGCAAUAUCACCACGAGCAUACUGACACUGAAGGUAACAUCGGAGAACGAUAAUGCCGAGCUGACGUGUCGGGCCACGAAUCCUUGGUUCUCCGGUGGCGCCAUCGAGGACAAGCGCAUCAUCCGGGUGGCAUAUCCGCCAACGGUAUCGGUGCACUUGGCCAACGAGGAUCCCAGUCGACUGGUGACACGGGCCGAGGGCCAGAAUGUCACUUUCAAAUGCCGGGCGGAUGCCAGGCCGCCGGUCACCAGCUACUCCUGGUUCAAGAAUGGCAUGCGAAUGUCGGGCGAGAGCUUGGAAAUAAUGCACUUGACGCAGCUCGAGAGGGAAAGUGCGGGGGCGUAUGCCUGCGGGGCCACAAACACGGAGGGCGAAACUCGGAGCACCAGCCUCGCGCUGAAAGUGCAGUUCUCCCCGCGCUGUAAGUCGGGCACCGAGCAAACCUCCAUCGGAGCCGUCAAUCUGCAGUCCAUUCUGGCCAAAUGCGAAGUGGACGCCGAUCCGCCGGACUCCGUGCGAUUCAGUUGGACCUACAACAACACCCGCAAUGUGUCGCCGGUGCUCAACUCGAGGAUACAAUCGAACGGACUGGCCAGCACGGUGACGUAUCUGCCGCAGACGGACUCCGAGCUAAUAACCCUGGCCUGCUGGGCCAGCAAUGCGGUGGGUCGCCAAACGGCGCCCUGUCUGGUGCACAUCCUGCCGGCAAACACCCCGGAGGCACCGAAGGCCUGCGAAUUGCGCAACGACACCAUCCUGGAGGUGGUCUGUGUGGCAGGCAGUGACGGCGGCCUCUCGCAAUACUUCAUGCUGGAGGUGGUGGGUGGCGACCUGCUCUACUCCAAUGAUCCUGGCGGAUCGGCAGGACAGGCACAAGGACAGGGACAGGGACAGGGACGAGGGCAGUUCGGCGAGGCCAUUGGCCUGGGCGAGAACGAGAUAUCCACGCUCAACGAUCAGGCGACAUCUGCACCCAUCUUUCGCAUGCAGGAGAACAGUCCACAGUUUCGUUUGAAUAAUUUAGAGCCGGGACGUGAAUAUCAAUUUUUAGUUUACGCCGUCAACGCCAAAGGACGCAGCGAGCCGCCGGUGGUGAUUGAGAAUGUACGCGUGGCCGCCCAACUGGGACCAUAUGAUGAAUCCAUUCUGUCCGAGGACCCCACGCCCGCAGAAACUACGCAUCAUGGGGGCGGCGGUGUGGGCGGGAGCGGUAGCUCCAGCGGACUGGGCACAGGCGCCAGCACGGGCAGCGGACCCGAGAAGCAGUCGACGCUGCUGAUACUCGCCGCCGUCGUGGUGAUAGGCGCCGUCGUGGUGACGUCAAUUAUCGUGGCCGGCAUCGUCGUGGUCUGCCGGCACCGGCCGCGACCACCUGAGCCGCAGGAGGUGCGCAAGAGCAUGCGGCCGGCGAGAAACGAUGUGCCGAGCAUGUACAUCGAGGAGGAUGAACUGAACGAGCUGGAGGAGGGCGGCGGUCGAGCGGCGGAGAUUAGGGCGCGCGUGGCCCCGCCCAACGCCCACCACUGCGGAGGCGGGGGCAUGCCGGGGGUGGGGUCGAGUGGCGGGGCCAUUGUGGGCGUGGCCGGACCCCAUCACUACAUCUCCGAGAGCUUCAUCCAGUAUGCGCAGCCCAGCCUAAACGGCGACGUGCUGCUGCCCCUGCUCGUGACCUCGUCCAGCCAGCCUUGCACCACGAACACGACCGUCUCGAGCGUGGUCCUGGCCAUGCCCCACAGGGAGAAACUGAGUUGUACCGGUCCUGCGAGCCGAAACACUGCCUGGCCGCCCGAAUGUAUGCAAAGUAAAUUCUAUGUAACUAAAUCUGUGCAGAUGCAGAGCCAACAACUGAACCAAAAUCCGAAACAUCAACAGCAACAGACACAGAUGCUCGUUCAGAAGUUGAAGCAGGAACAGCUGCAGUUGCAACUGCAGCAGAUGGGCAGUCAUGUCUAAGCUGAGUUCUCUGUCGAAUUUGUCAUUUUGCAUUUGGCAGUGGAGGGGAGAUCCCUCGCAAGUAUUUUUAAUAUCCCCCACCCAAGAACAUUGCCACAGUCUUGCUCCAUUUCACAUUUUAAUUUGUCGUCCAUUUGGCAUCCCAAUUUAGUUUUGCUUGUUACGUUGCCAUAUCCCUGCAUUCACAUGUCUUUCAUCUGAUUUCCUUUAUUCCCUUUGUGCAUUCGAAAUUAUUUUGGCUUGGCUUUGUUGCCAGGCAAAUGCCGCAAAAAUAUCCAGAAAUAUGCUUUUAUUUGCGGAAUUUCCUAUGACAAAUUUGCUAACUCGGUUUUAAUGCAGCAAAGCCGGCAGAUAGGAUUCACAGACUCACAGAUACAGAUAUCAAAUCAAAGCUAAUUGAAGUACAUGAGUUUUCUGCCAGCCAUUUACUCGGCAAAUCAAGGCUAGAUACACAUUAAACAAGCGCAUCGGAAAGUGCAGGCAAAUAUUGUUUUUAAAAAGGAUAAAAGCCGCACAACGCCUAGACAAUGGGGAAGUCUGGUGGGGAGGGGCUGUUUGCUCAGCCUUUGCUUUUUGUUGACAUUUCUGUUUAUUUCUCUACAGCCGGGGACACUCCGUGCCGCUUAGCAGCCGCUUUUGAGUCGCCCAGUGCAGUGAUAAGUCUUUUUGGGCUGUUUCGCAUAAAUUUCAGAGCGCAACAAACAAACAUAUGUACUGUGUGCGUAAACAUGCCUCAGACAGCAACAAAUUUGCAAAAUAUUCUGCUGCCUCAACCCUCUCAUGCCCCAUGACGACUCGCCCUCUGUUUGCUGUGCGAGCUCAGGCAGACUUUGUUUUUACUUUGAAUUGCAUAAAUUUUAAUUAUUUCGAAAGCACUAAAUUAAAACACAAAAAUAAGCACAAAGGCACAAAAACACCACAGAGCUUCUCUGCCUGCGUCUGACGUGCCGACAUGCUGGCAAAUGCAAAUAUUAUUUAAUGGGCAGAUGUGUCGUAUACGUGAUAUUAUUGCCAACUGUCUAUCUCUCUCUCACUCUCCUGCAUCAUUCUGUUUCUUUUAGCCCCCGAUGCGUGAGUUCAAAUGUCACAAAUUAGCUAAAUUUGAUUUUGUCAGCGAUUUAAUUUUAUAUUUUCAUUACACUCAGCCCGUCCUUUUGCUCGUUAAUAUAUAUAUAUUUUUUUUUGCACUACCCCCCGGCAGCCUGUUUAAUUUAUGUGCGCUGGGGGGCUGUUCGGCUGACAUGACACGACAAACACACCCACACUCCAUCACAUUCGGGUGUGCAUAUUUGUAAUUCCCGCCCCAGUGCUGCCCUUUCACCCGGCAGAACGUAAACCAAGUCAACUGGCUUACAAGACACUAACAAGUGCCAAAGUCGGGCCGAAGUGCGCCAGAGGAGCGGUCCAGAAAUGUUGUAGCUGGUGCGCCAAGACGCCAACUAAAAACAGACAGCUUGGGAACUGACUUGGCUGGGAUUACACUGAGCUGCAAGGCAGCUUAAGCGAUUCAAUCGAACUCUGAUUUGGCAGAGAAACUAUUAAGCCUUAUCGAGAAUUUCAUGAAAAACUAAUCAUGCCACAAGAAAUGUAAAAACAAUAAUAAUAAAUACAAUACUUUUAGCUCAAAUUCGUUGGCCGAUAUAAAUAAUGAACUAAACAUUUUGAAGCUUUCAAUUAAUUAUUGACACUUGUUAGGUUCAUUGGGAAUAAAAAAAGAUUUAAAAAUAUUAUUUUAAGUAAACCACAUCACUGCUUUAAAAUUGUGUAUGCUAAUGGUUUUUUCUGAUUUAAUGAUUACAAUUUUCUAAAUACUGUGAACUUUUAAUUAAUGUUUUUCUAUGCCAGACUCAAAUUAGUCAACAAACAAUUAUUAUUUAUUAUUCAUUAUACUUAUUUCGAACGGUUUCGAACUAAACUGAACAGUGUCAAGUUAGGAUAAUAAAUUUCCCCUGGCUGCUGCCUAGAAAUUCAUAGUCCCCACAUUUACACAGCGAUGUCAAAUUGAAAUAAAAAGGUCCUGGAAAGAGCAAAACGCUUCCAGCGCCGUAACUCAAGGCAAACAAGAGAGCCACUGUAUGUGUGUGCAUACAUACUCACGGCCAGGAAAAGACACCCAUUCGCAUCUUUACAUCUCGGCAGUUGCUGUCAUUAGCCAGCAUUUUUAAUUGCAUAUGCCGUACUCGCGUGCUCGCGUGCUCCACCGUACAGGUGGCACUGGGACCGAGGGACCGGGGACCGAGGCAACCAAAGGGCAAACCCCCUUGAGCAGUCAAAUUCGUUUGACUUUUUGUAGCCCACAGUCAUCUGCGUAUAUACUCGUAGUAGUUUGGGCGAUGGAAGGAUGGGGAGGAACUGCUUUUUUGUGCACAUUUGUUUCAUUUCAUGCUGCUCCAUUCAUUCUGCCCAGCAUCUCUUUUGCCUCAUUGUUGCUGUUUGUCUUGCUGUUUGUGACUGUGUGUGUGUGUGUGUGUGUGAGUGUGUGUGUGUGUGUGUGUGUGUUUAUGGUAUGUGUACGCGAGUCAAGAGUCGCGAAUGUCUGAGCCACGUUUGUGUGGCCUUCGUCCUUUGUCCUUCGUCCUUCGUCCUAGCCGGGCUUUUUGUGUGAAUAUUUGGAUUGUAAGUAAUGCGAGUGGGUUGUAGGUGCUGGAUGGUAGAUGGUAGGUUGUAGGUUGUAGGUUCCAUGUGCACUCCAGCGGCACUCGUCUAAUUAGACAAAGUUGAGACCGAGCCACACAGCAGCCACUCGAAAUGAGCACACGGCGCCAUUUGCUGUGGCUAUACGGCUAUAUGGCAUGGUGGCAUUAUCUUAAAGACUCCUUAAAGCACAUGUAUGUAUCUGCUCCAUGCUCUUACUUUGAUGUCUCUGUCAUGCCACAAAAAAUGCCGCAAAAUUUGCUUGAGCAACAUUGUUUAUGCGGCAUUCGAGGACUUACACAGUGGAAAAUUGCUUUCAGCCAAAUGGCAAGUGAAUACCAACUCGGUAAGCCCCUCUGCAGGACUCUCGAUUUUUAAGAGGAUUUUAAGCCGACCAAAGAGAAGGCUGUGAAGUGGGUGCAUUUCUGAGCUCUAAAGAAAUGUAGACAUUUUGUGGAAUCCCUUGGUUUUUAGACCAACAUUUCCAGGAAAUUCUUUUGCUUCCUUGAUUUGUCUAUACAAACAGAUUUACUUCCAAGAAUUUAAAAUUAAACUGAUUCUUACAGAAAGUAAAUUUUACAAUACGAUACAAAAGUUGACCAAUAUUUUUUUUGGUAAAAACAAUGUUUUGAAACAACAAUUGAAAAUGAUCCUUAAAAAAGUUGUUGUAAAACGAAAAUUUAAACUUAAAGAAGUUUCCUAAGAAGCAAACAAUAUUGUAUGUUUAAAAAUUUAACUAAAUUUUACAAAAAGACUUAAAUAUAACAUUUAUUUAGACUAUAAUCAAAAUAUUGUUCAGAUAAAAUUAAUAGUAUGCCUUUCCACAAAAAUUGUUAUUCAAAAAUUAAUGACUUUUAAAAGUGUUGCCAAAAGAUUUUUCAAACAAAACGAUUUAAAAAUCUUUGAAAAUUUUAAUCACUCCCUAAUUUUUUUCCUGUGCACAGACGCACACGCUCUCCUGAAUGCUCAAUGUCAACGCUGUUCAUUCAUUUGUCGCCGCACUUCCGUUUCCGCCCCUACUCAACCCCCUUUGACACCAUUCCCUUAGGGGUCUUUCCGCUUUUUGUUGGGCCAUCCAGGCUGGCAACAUUUUUGCGACUUUUGACAUUUUUUAAUGCUGUCAGGCAUGGCGUGAAAGUAAACGUGAAAGGCCACAACCUCCCGAACACACCAAAUACAACGAACACACACAUAGACGCACUAGAGAGUUGCCUUAGUUUGUGCGUCUUUAUGGCUCAAAGACGCCACACAAAUGUGACAUAAAAGACGAUAAUAAUAAAAUAUCACAGGGUGCUCGGGCCGGGCCGGGCUACGUCAAAUAACAAACUGCAAAAUCGUAAACAACAAGCGCUAGAUGACGCUCAAGAUUCACUUGAAGCCAGGCGACACAAUAAGUCGGACCACAAUAAAACCGACCGGCUCGCACAUAAAUUCCUGCGAAAUGUGCCAUAAAAAUUAAGAAAUUGUUGAAUUAUUGUACGUUUACGAGCGGAAGGGCGAAUGGGGAGCGGGGCCAGUAAAGUAAAGUGAAUAUUAAUAUUGAAAUGCUGCUCCGUUAAAUGUUGUUGAUGUUGAUGUUGAUGUUGAUGUUUCUGUUGCUGUUUCUGUUGCUGUUUCUGUUGCUGUUUCCGUUUUUGUUUUUGUUUUUGUUUCUGUUUUUCAGUUUGUGUUUCAGUUUCAAUUCGUUGUCGUGCUGUUCAUAUUGCUGUUUUAUUAGAUGCUAUUUGCUUUGUUAUCAGCGCACAGUUGGUCACGCUUUUGCUACGUAUUUUGCUAAUGGUUCUCUUUUCUUUUCGCCGCUCAAAUAAUAAUUUGCAACUCUGUGUGUAAUAUGAUGUCAUUUUGCAAGUGUUGUGAAUCUGAAAAGCAAUAGCAACAAACCAAACAAGCCAAACUAAUCGGUAUAAACAUUUUGCCUUUGUUUCUCUAUUCCCGAACACCCACACACGCCCAUUACUCACUCUCACAUGAAUUUAUGUCUCACCCAAAACACACUUACACACAAUCACCCAAACACAUAUCCACAUAUGCCAUUGUUGUUGAUUUUGUUUUAUACCAACCAACCAAAGUGUAUAUUGCAGACCCGGAUCUGAUAUUGCCGCGCGGCGAAUUGGAAUUUACGACCCUGGAUCCAACGCUGAAGUAAUUGUAAAAAGUAAUAAUAAAUAUCUACCAUAGUGAGCAAACGCAAACGCAAGCACACAAACACUCACGAGCGGUGAGGCCUCAUAAUUCACGGGCAUUUCAUUAAACAUAGCUGUAAAUUUUUAGCAUAAAUUUAAAUGCAUUAGCAUAAAAGGUAAAUCGUAUUUCGUACGUGUAAGAGGACAGGCAAGCAGAUAGGGAUAAGCCAUUUUGUAAUUGUCAGCCAUUAAGUGUCAUGCGAACUGCAAAUUGCGGAGUCAAAAUCAAAAAGAAAACAUAGAACCCCAGAAGCUGCGCUAUAAAUACGCUACAAACUUGUAACUGAAAUCAAAAUAUAAAACCUGUAAAUAGCAUACACACUCACUUUACACACCAAACACUCAUUUUGCUGUUGCACCAUCGACUGUACAUAGAGAACGGGCAAACAUUAAUCAAACUGCAUUUAAAUGUUAAAUAUUAAUUGUAAUUAAAGAACAACUAGCCGGUAAGCCUGUAGCCAAGUAAGCCAUGUGUAUUGAAAGUGUAAUUAGACUCAUAGAGCCAACAUCAGAGUUUGCACCAGGUGUCUGCCUCGGAUGUGUGCAAGUAUCUAGGCAAUGAGCCAAUACAUCCAUUUAUGUCUGCAUAGCGAUAUAGGAUUCAUUAGCAGUUAAAGCCGUAUCCUGUUGCUGUUUGGUAAAUGAAAACCUUUUGAAUAGUUCCCAAUUCCUCUGGGCCUUCUCUUCCGAUCAAAUAUCUGGCAGUUUCAGUCGCUAUUUAUGGCAAUUCCAUGAAUAUUCUAUUACCACAAUAAGCCGAACUGAAGGCGAAGAUGAAAAACAACCAAAAACAAACAACAGCCAAGUGGGUGAUGUUCGAGUGCAUAAUGAAUAAAUGUCGAGUGAGCCAGAGCCCACAAAAGUCCUACUCUGACACUAUGAGAGCAUUAGACCCAAAGUCAGAUACAACACAAACAAUAAAAGCAAAUUCAGUGUAAAUGUUAUAAAUAACUAAAGUAACCGAGCAAAAGUACGACCUAAAAAUAAUAAUAAUAAUAAUAAUAACAAUAGUAAUAGUACGCCAUACAGUUUACACAAUACUCCAAUGUAAUUCGAAUUCUAAUUUCAAAUAUACAAACAUAAAGUGAAAUGGCAGACUAGCAAAAUAUACUGUGCGUAUGCGUAAUAAAAUAAAUUGAAAUUAUAUAUAUAAAUAAAUAUAUAGAUACAUAUACAUGGCAACACCGGGGGCAAAACAUCCGUCUUUCCCCCGCCUGUCGUUCUCUGUCUCUGUCACUCUGGACAAAACCAAACUGAUUGUUUUUAAGCAAACUUAGAUUUAUAAAUAAAUUAAAUUUAAAAACGAACGAGAAAGAAAGAAAACUUAAAAGUGAAAUACAUUAAAAACUAAGUCGAAACUACUGAGUGUGUUAAUAAUAAUAAUAAUAAUACCGAAUACUGAAUAAAUAAACAAGAUUCAAAACAAACCAAA
This is a messenger RNA of Drosophila gunungcola (fruit fly), 10964 nucleotides long. It is a transcript of the gene side, whose product is annotated as hemicentin-2. The record is from RefSeq and is a predicted model, not a curated record. Lineage: Eukaryota; Metazoa; Arthropoda; Insecta; Diptera; Drosophilidae. Gene Ontology annotation, molecular function: protein binding.